AUGGCGAAUCCCUUCUUAAUGGAUGAUGAAAUGGAUGGAGUGGAUGAUCCUACAGUUAAUCCAUUCCUAAUUCAGGCUGAUGCAUCUGAAGCCAAUGAAGAUAAUCCUUUUGGAGCUUCAGAUUCAGCAGUUAAUCCCUUUGUAUUUGGAGAUGAUGCUGAGGAUGAAGCAGAACAUCAAGAACAUGACAUCGAUCCAGCUAUGAGUUUCUUUGGUACAACUAUAGAAGCUGAAGAUGAUGCUCUAAGCAUUAAGUCAACACAAGAUGAGGAAGAAGAUAAUAAAACAAAGGCUCCUCCACCUAGACCAUUGCCUCCAAAGACGCAAGAACUUAUUAAUUCUGUUUCUAACCAAAUGGAUGAAACAAGCUCUGAGUUAUUAGGACGCAUACCGGCAACGCGUUCUCCUAGUCCUGUAUCUAUGAGAGACUUACACUCGCCAAGUCCAACUCCGGACAGUGGUUUAGCCGAUUUGUUAGAUGUGUCUGACAGUGGUUCCUCUGGUAACACACAAGGUUUUGAUAUUGACUUAAUUGGAAGUGGUUCUAAUACUAUGGUUGCAAAUGAUAAUCCAUUUGGCGUACCCACAGGUAUUCCUCCAAUUCAAGGAGCAACACCCAUGCCAUCACCAGCCAAACAACAACCACCUCGACCUCCGCCACCAAGACCUGCUCCUCCAAGACCAGUGCCACCAAGUAUUCAUGGCCAACAACCACCUCCUAGACCUACUCCGCCUGCUCCACCACCACCAGUUCCACAAAAACAAGAGCAAGAUAACCCUGCAGAUUCAGAGGAUCUCUUUGAUAUGUUUGGUACUACCAAACCACCAAAACCUCCACCACCUAAGAGUAAAGAGGAUAUUUUAAGUCUUUUUGAUAAACCUGCUCAACCCGUGGCCAAACCCGAUUUAUUAAGCGAUGAUCUUGUACUUGAUCCUACAGCAGCUGAGCCAGAAGCUGAAUCAACUGAAUCUAAGACAGAUGAUACAGUAAUAUUCAACUCCGUCUUAACUCGACCAGACGAAAGCACUCAUAAUAUCACCUCAGAGCCGCAAUCAGCCACAUACAAUAGUAACAACCAAAAUAGAAUAGCUGUUCAAGAACCAACCAAUAAACAACGAGCUCCAACACCAGACAUUGAAAUAACAACAGUAGAAGAUUUACCACGAUCAGACGAUGAAGAUGAACCAGAACCGCAACCCGAAACAAAGAAUGAAGUACCAGCUGUUGUAAUAGAUACCGAACCUGAUCCUCCUGUAGAAGAUGAUGAGGCAGAUAUUUCCACAGCUCCACAUGCCAGUUCAAAUAUUGAAUCUGAUCAAAGUCCUCCGACUGAAUCUGCUGCAACAACUCAGGCUUUACCAGACUCUCCGAUAGAAGGUAUGUCAGAUAAUGUAACAAGUGAUGCAGAUAUUGAAUUGCAGCAGCCUGUCGUAGAAGAAAUGGACACUGGUUUAGACUUUGCCCCACCAAGUGGUUCUGGAUCUGCUAAUCCGUUCGCUAGUCCUGAUGAGGAGGAGGAAACAUAUCCUCCAGCAGAAAUAGUAACAAACAUUUUCAAUGCUGAUGAUACAGAGCCGGUGGCAGAAAAUAUUUUUACAAGUACUGCAGACACAGUAACUGAAAAUAUAUUUACAUCAACAGCAGAUACAGUUGUAGAAAAUAUUUUUACUAGUACAGCAGAUACAAUGGUGGAGAAUAUUUUCACAUCAACAGCUGAUACAGUGGUAGAAAAUAUAUUUACAUCAACGGCCGAUACAAUGGUAGAAAAUAUUUUCACAUCAACGGCAGAUACAGCGGUAGAAAAUAUAUUCUCAAGUAGUUCUGAUACGGGGGCUAUACCUACUGCUGCAAUCAAUAUAUUUGCUGCAGAUCCAGAUCCCGUUGUUGAGCCACAACAAGCAUAUGGCACAAACAUUUUUGCUGAACCAGAUGAAUUCGAUGCGUUCUCAGCCAAAUUUGAAUCCGUUAAAAAAGAUAACAUCAGUAUUUUAGAUGGAUUUGGUGGAGGAGCUGGAUCAGGGGCUGUAACUCCCACUACAGGGGAUGCAUGGGGAGAGAGUGCUUUUGGUACUCCUAAUUCAGCAGCUGAUGCCUUUGCUGAUCCUAGUGAUGGUUUCGGCAAUGAAGAUGAUGAUUUUUAUAGUAUGCAGGCUCCUGUACGAUCGGAUUCCGUAGAAUCAGUCGAAAAAGACUUUAAUGUUGUUAUACGACCAAAAACAGAGGGGGCAACUGCAAUUGCACCACAACUUGCUCCACCACCUCCAACACGUACCGCUCCAACUGGACAGUAUUCCGAAGAUGUCAGCCCUGCAGUAAAUCCAUUCGAAGAAACAGGUUUUCCAGCACCAGCUCAACAGGAUGAUGGUUCUAUGAAACGCACAGAUUCUCAAGAGACUCCACAAACCCCGCUUUUCGAUGAAGAUGUUUCACAACCUCUGGAAGAGUUCCCACGUCUUAACUACGUGGGUCCUGGUUGGGAAAUGCAAUUGAGACAACCGAAUAAAAAGAAGAUAACCGGUCAGCGUUUCUGGAAAAAGAUAUUCGUUCGUUUGGUUAUGCAAAAUGAUAUACCAGUAGUUCAACUUUUUAAUCAAGCUUCCGAUAAGCAACCCUUCCAGGAACUUCCCCUACAGCCUUCGUAUUCAGUUUCAGAAAUUGGUGCUCAACAGUAUGAUCAAUUCGGUAAAAUUUUCACUAUGAAAUUACAGUACAUCUUCUACAAAGAACGACCAGGUGUGAGACCUGGCCAAGUGACCAAAGCCGAACGUAUUACGAACAAACUCACUAAAUUUGCACAAUACGCCAUAGCCGGAGAUUACGAGGGUGUCAAAGAGUUUGGUAGUGAUCUUAAGAAAUUAGGUCUGCCAGUUGAACAUGCACCACAAUCAUCGCAGCUUUUUAAAAUUGGUUCAAUGAACUAUGAAGAUAUGAAACAAUUUUCGGUGUGUAUAGAGGAGGCUCUAUUUCAUUUGCCCGCCCUACGCGAACGAGCUCUAACCUACAAAAUGGAAGAGGUACAAGUGACAGCAGUAGAUGAAAUCUAUGUGGAACAAGAUAUAGAAGGGAAGAUUCUUAAACAGAUUGCUAGAGUGAGAGUGUUCUUUUUAGCUUUCCUAACAGGUAUGCCUUAUAUUGAGUUGGGUGUUAAUGACAUGUGGCGCCAGGGUAAAGAAGUUGUAGGACGUCACGAUAUUAUACCUGUGGCUACUGAAGAGUGGAUUCGUUUGGAAGCGGUGGAAUUUCAUAGUGUCGUGAAUCAGGAGGAUUAUGAAAAAACUAGAAUUAUUAAGUUUCAACCGCCUGAUGCUAAUUAUAUAGAAUUACUGCGCUUCCGUAUACGACCGCCUAAAAAUCGUGAACUUCCUCUACAACUCAAAGCUCAAUGGAUAGUAACCGGCAAUAAAGUAGAGUUGCGUGCAGAUAUUUUAGUACCCGGCUUUACCUCACGUAAAUUGGGUCAGAUACCUUGUGAAGAUGUUUCUGUACGUUUCCCCAUACCAGAAUGUUGGAUUUAUCUAUUCCGCGUCGAAAAACAUUUUAGUUAUGGUUCUGUCAAUAAAAAAUACGGUUCGGUUAAAUCAGCCCAUAGACGUACUGGUAAAAUCAAGGGUAUUGAACGCAUUUUAGGAGCUGUUGACACUCUUCAAGAAUCUCUGAUUGAAGUAACAUCUGGUCAAGCUAAAUAUGAACAUCAUCAUCGUGCCAUUGUUUGGCGGUGUCCACGUUUGCCAAAAGAAGGCCAAGGCGCUUAUACAACUCAUCAGCUGGUUUGUCGUAUGGCCUUGACAUCAUAUGACCAAAUACCUAGUGAAUUAGCACCAUAUGCUUAUGUUGAAUUCACCAUGCCAGCAACUCAAGUUUCACAUACAACAAUACGUUCGGUCAGUGUACAAGAUUCGGAUUCAGAUGAACCUCCAGAAAAAUAUGUUAGAUAUUUGGCGAGACAUGAAUAUCGGGUGGGUAUCGAAACCACACAUGGAGAAUCAACAAAUGCUUAUUUGGCCGCAACUAGACCUAUACGCGAAGAACCUGCUGCAAAACCAGCUGCUUCACCAGUACCGCCACCUAGUGACUCAGAUUCAGACUCUAACUAAGUUAAUUUAAAAUUAAGCAAAACUUAAAAAAAAACAAUAUAAAAAACUUAUACACAAACCAAAAAAAAAAUAAGUAUAUUUAUAGAAGAAAAAAAAUCAUACAGUAUUUUGUUGCUUACCAAAA
Messenger RNA from Lucilia cuprina (Australian sheep blowfly), 4219 nucleotides. RefSeq names its product protein stoned-B. Lineage: Eukaryota; Metazoa; Arthropoda; Insecta; Diptera; Calliphoridae. Gene Ontology annotation, cellular component: synaptic vesicle; AP-2 adaptor complex. The transcript is spliced from 8 exons. The record is from RefSeq and is a predicted model, not a curated record. Gene Ontology annotation, biological process: regulation of endocytosis; synaptic vesicle endocytosis; clathrin-dependent endocytosis. Gene Ontology annotation, molecular function: clathrin-cargo adaptor activity. The coding region runs from base 1 to 4095 and encodes 1364 amino acids.